Brachypodium distachyon (stiff brome) is the source of this 1495-nucleotide messenger RNA. Its product is annotated as lipid phosphate phosphatase 2. NCBI's taxonomy places the organism in Eukaryota, Viridiplantae, Streptophyta, Magnoliopsida, Poales, Poaceae. Gene Ontology annotation, molecular function: phosphatidate phosphatase activity. The transcript has 9 exons. The coding region runs from base 329 to 1288 and encodes 319 amino acids. The record is from RefSeq and is a predicted model, not a curated record. Gene Ontology annotation, biological process: phospholipid metabolic process.
CGGUCAAGUUUCAUCGGCCGCCCGCCGCGCCGGCACCUCCCGGCUCCUCCCGAAGCGUCGCUACGCGCCGCCACUUGACGGUCAAAUUCCUUAAUGGAGGAAGGGAGAUGGCCAACCAAAAAAGAAUCCGUUGCGGCUCUUUCGCCCGUAUCCACGGACGCGCUCUUCCCUUCGUUUCGUCGGCUUACGUCAACAGCUACAAGAAGAGGAAAACGAGACCGGAAGAAAUCCAGAGAUCGCAGCCGUGCGGAGGGGAGGAGGGGAGCAUAACCCGCGAGCGGUGGCUCUUCUCUGAGUAGCUUUGCUAAAGAUCAGAACUUCUGAAGCGAUGCCAGCUCCUUCAGCACCUAUCCAUGUUGGAGUUCCUCCGCCCUAUGUGACAUCUCAUGGAGCUAAAGUUGCAAGGCUACAUAUGUAUGACUGGAUUGUGCUGCUGCUUCUAGUUGUAAUAGAUGGAGUACUGAAUACAAUAGAACCAUUCCAUCGAUUUGUUGGGUCAGACAUGAUGACAGAUCUCAGAUACCCCAUGAAAAAGAACACAAUACCAUUUUGGGCGGUGCCGAUAUAUGGUAUCAUUGGACCUAUGGUUAUCAUAACCGUAAUAUACUUCAAGAGGAGGAAUGUGUAUGAUUUGCAUCAUGCCAUACUAGGGCUCCUAUUUUCAGUGCUUAUAACUGCAGUUUUAACUGAUGCCAUUAAGGAUGGCGUUGGUCGGCCACGUCCUGAUUUUUUUUGGCGCUGUUUUCCUGACGGAGUACCUGCCUAUGACAAAAUUACUACAGGUGUGCUAUGUCAUGGUAAAGCAAGCGAUAUCAAAGAGGGUCACAAGAGCUUUCCAAGUGGUCAUACUUCUUGGUCCUUUGCUGGACUUGGUUUCCUGUCAUGGUAUCUGGCUGGUAAAAUCAAAGUAUUUGAUCAAAAAGGCCAUAUUGCAAAACUCUGCAUUGUUCUUCUUCCUCUGCUUCUUGCAGCCUUAGUGGCUGUUUCACGUGUAGAUGACUAUUGGCAUCACUGGCAAGAUGUGUGUACUGGCGGAAUUCUGGGACUGUUGGUUGCUUCUUUGUGCUACCUGCAGUUUUUUCCACCACCCUGUGAUGAAAACGGCCUAUGGCCGCACGCGUACAUGCUGCACGUUCAUAACCCGGAGGGGGACAGACAAGUGCAGCCCACAUCGACUGAUUGUCAACAAUCGCUGCCGAACGGUUCGCUUGAAGCUUCUUAUGGCUUUGAGAUGAGGACCACGAGCCAAGCACUAGAUACCAUGGAAGCUGGCCGGAGACAGCAAUGACGGAAUACUUAGUACUUACAUGUACAGGAACCUCUGCUGCGCAUACCUCGCGAUACAGAGUAGAUAUCAUAUAUCGUGCCAUCGUGCCACAAAGAAGAAUCUCUAGAUGCUUACACCAGAUACUGGCUUUCUACAUGGGGAAAAACCUUCAUGAUAUGAUAUAAUGUGACUGAGCAGAUCUAAUUUUCAGGCUUCAUUACUUUAAAA